AUGAAUACAAGCCAUCUGGGUAUUUCCCUUCUCCUACUGCUCUGUCUCCUUUCUUCCACUCUCCAAGUUCACUCCCAGUCCAGCCCAGAUGCAUUAUCCAUGAAAGCACUGAAAGCUAGCCUAGGAAACCCGGAAAACCUGGGAUGGUUCGACCCAGACCCGUGUAAAUGGAAAUACAUUACGUGCUGGAAUAGCCGGGUUACCAAGAUCCAAAUCAGCUCCCAUAAUCUGACAGGAAGCCUUCCUGUAGAUCUAAAGAACCUCUCUUCGUUGAUCGUGCUGGAGGUGGCUUAUAACCAACUGAAAGGGCCGAUCCCGAGUCUUGCCGGGCUAACUUCUCUUCUAAUAGUGCACUUGAACAACAAUCUUUUCUCAUACAUACACUCCGAUUUCUUUACAGGUUUAACCUCUUUACGAUCUAUAAGUUUGGAUUAUAAUCCAUACAUUUCUUCUUGGGAGAUACCUGAAAGUAUAAAAGAUGCCACGGCUUUGCAGAUUUUUACUGCAGAUGUGGCUAAUAUCUGGGGUACUAUUCCGGACUUCUUUGGGAGAGAUACAUUUCCUGUUUUAAAGGUUUUGCGUUUGGCCAUGAACAAUCUAGAGGGAUCAAUUCCAUCUAGUUUUGCUAAAUCUUCAAUUGAAACUCUUGUGUUGAGUGAUCAAAACAGUAUCUCGAAGCUCAACGGAUCAGUUGCAGUGUUACAAAACAUGACUUCUUUAACACUAGUUUCGCUUUAUGCCAAUAAUUUUACAGGUCCUUUGCCAGAUUUUUCCAGGCUAAAUAGUUUGGAAUAUUUGGACUUGAAAGGUAAUCAGUUAACAGGUAUUGUUCCUUUCUCUCUGGUUAACCUUCCUAAGCUUUCUACUGUUUAUUUGAGUAAUAAUUUUCUUCAAGGUCCGACUCCGGAGUUCGAUAAGUCUAAAGUUGAUUCGGAUAUAGGAGAUGGGUUUAACAGUUUUUGCUUAGAUGAUCCAGGUGUUGCUUGUGAUAGUCGGGUUAAUGUUUUGUUAUCAAUUGUGGGGUCUAUGGAUUAUCCAGUGGUGUUUGCACAGAGCUGGGUAGCAAGACCUUGCAGUAACUCUCAACAGUGGAAGGGAAUCGCAUGUGACGGUAACAACAUUACGACUGUUAAUUUCCAUAAUUUGGGAUUGUCAGGUACAAUUUCUUCGAAUUUUUCUAUGCUUAAAUCGUUGAAAACAACGAUUCUUUCGGAAAAUUCACUUUCCGGUACUAUACCUAAUGAGCUAAUUAUUUUUAUGUCUACGCUAACAACUCUGCCUAAUCUUCUAAGGUUAGAUGUAUCAAACAACCAUCUUUAUGGUAAAGUGCCAAAUUUUAGACCAUCUGUAAGUGUUGAAACUACUGGGAACCCUGAUGUGCAAAAUUACACAAAAGUCAGUCCUGCGGAAGCACCUCAUUUGAGUUUACCUAGGAUACCUCCUAGCACUGAUGACUUUGACAGAAAUUCAAAUGCUAGUUACAAUUUGGGUUACGUAAUUGUUGCUGUUUGUGGUCUGAUUAUUAUUAUUGGAUUAGGCGUGUUCAUGUAUGUCAGAAAAGGAAAGCAUUCCAGGUACUGGAAACUUUUGAGAUUUGCAACUAAUAAUUUCAGUGACAGAAAGAUAUUGGGAAGAGGUGGUUUGGGUACUGUUUACGAAGGUGAACUGCCUGAUGGAUCGAAAAUUGCAGUAAAAAAGGCUGGAGCCGUAAAUGAACAGGGAUUGAAAGAGUUUAAGUCUGAGAUUGAAGUUCUUACCAAGGUUCGCCAUUGUCAUUUGGUGGCACUUCUUGGUUAUUGCCUUGAAGGAAAUGAGGGGCUCCUUCUUUAUGAAUACAUGUCCCAGGGGAGCCUGAGCAGGCAUCUGUUCAAUUGGAAAGAGGAAGGGCUGAAACCACUUGAAUGGAGUCAAAGGCUGAGAAUCGCCCUGUAUGUUGCUAGAGGUCUUGAAUAUCUACAUGGUUUAGCAAAUCAAAGUUUUAUACAUAGAGAUCUUAAACCAUCCAACAUUCUUCUUGGAGAUGACAUGCACGCUAAGAUUGCAGAUUUUGGAUUGGCUCGCCUCGUUCCACAUAAAGGAAAACAUUCAAUUGAAACCAGACUAGUCGGAACUUUGGGUUAUAUUGCUCCAGAGUGUAUAGUGACUGGACGUGUUACUACGAAGGUUGAUGUGUUUAGCUUCAGAGUAAUCUUAAUGGAGUUAAUUACAGGUAAGAAAGCCAUUGAUGCAACUCUUCCUGAGGAUAUGGUGCACCUUAUCCCAUGGUUUCGCAGAAUGCAUACUAACAAGGAUACAUUUCGUACGGCCAUUUAUGAAACAUUUGGGGUAGACGAGGAAACUCUUGCAGGUGUGAGCAAAGCGGCAGAGCUAGCUGACCACUGCUGCACCGGAGAACCUUCCCAAAGGCCUGACAUGAAUCAUGUAGUGAAUGUACUCUCAUCUCUAGUUGAGGUGUGGAGGCCUGUAGAACUAGUUUAUGAUGAUAUAUAUGGAAUUAACCUUAACAGUGAUGAACCCUAA
Pistacia vera is the source of this 2520-nucleotide messenger RNA. Its product is annotated as receptor protein kinase TMK1-like. Gene Ontology annotation, molecular function: protein kinase activity; protein binding; ATP binding. Gene Ontology annotation, biological process: protein phosphorylation. The record is from RefSeq and is a predicted model, not a curated record. NCBI's taxonomy places the organism in Eukaryota, Viridiplantae, Streptophyta, Magnoliopsida, Sapindales, Anacardiaceae.